Messenger RNA from Entrophospora candida, 1053 nucleotides. The record is from the annotation of a GenBank genome assembly. Lineage: Eukaryota; Fungi; Glomeromycota; Glomeromycetes; Entrophosporales; Entrophosporaceae.
AUGGAACUUCUUUAUGAAAAAUCACCAAAAAACGAUUAUAUUAGAAUUGGUAUAAUAGACCUACAGAAUACUUCUAAAAACAAAUCAAAUUUUUACAAACAUGUUAAAAACAAAUUAACUGACGAUACUAGUUUUUCAUCAAAAUUUGAGGAGUUUAUAUCUUCUAUUGCUGAUUUAAAUGUUGGAAAAUUAUUGGAAGCAAUUAAAGACUUCAGUAACAUUGAUGAUAUUAUCAAUAUGAUUGACACAUUUCAAUGUUUUGAAGAUUACCAUUCAUUUAAUCAAAAUAAUAUUUUUUUAAAGUUUAUACUUGAUACUCUAAGAAUAUAUUCUAAUACAUUUAGUAUUAACGAAGAAUAUUUUGAUCAGGAUUUAUCUGAGCCCCAUAUUGCAGCUAUAUUAUAUGAUCCUAUGUUUUUUUCUUUAUUUAGAUCUAAAGAGUUUAAUGUUGAGAUUUGCAAAGAACACCUAGCAAAUAAAUAUUGUAAGAAUAUAGAUAAUGAUUCAAGAACUAAAUUAGGUCUUGUUCCUGAUAUUAAAAUAAAGUAUAAAAGAAAAUCAAUAGAAAUUUUGUGCAUUGAGCAUGCAAAAAAAAUAGCACUCUUAGAUCUUCCAAAGAGCAAAAGAGAUUAUACAAAAUUACAAUUACUACUUCACAAUCAGAUACAUUUUGUAUCUGAAAUAUUAUCAAAAAAGAAUAAGCUUAAUAAAAUUUAUAAAAUUAAAUUCUUUGGUGUAAGGACUUCAGGGUUGGAAUUGAAAGGUUAUGUGAUGUAUUUAAAGCACCCACAAUUAUAUAUAUUUGAAGAGCUUUUUAGUACUAAUCUUCCUACAAAUAUAUAUAAUUAUCAUGACAUUUAUGAUACACUGGUUUAUUUAAUGUUAUUAAGGGAUGCAGUGGAUAAGAAUCACAAAAUUUUUCUAGAUGUUUUAUCUAAUAAAAAUAAUCAUAAAAACAGUAUUCCACUUAAGGAUUGGGUAGUUGAUUUUGAAGUCAAUUCUCCUCUUCAAAAAAAGGAUGAAAAUCAGAAAAAAAAAGCAAAAAAAAAUUAA